UGAGGCGGCAGAGAUUGGAAUCUGCUCGCCGGCCGCGCGGAGGAGGAGGAGGAGGAGGAGGAGGGCGGAGGGAGGAGGGAAGGGCGGAGGGAGGCUCGAGCUCCUGCGCGUCAGCCCCGCGCGAGACGAGGACUGUACGGCCGCGCGAGGGGCGACCGGGCCCGGGCCGCUGCACGCCGAGGGCGGAGGCCGAGCCGGGCCCCGCCGCCCCGCGGCUGUUCGUGCCCGCCCGCGCAGAGCGACGGAGGAUGAGUUUCUCGGGAUCCCGAUUUAUGAAAAUAUGCAUCGCUUUGAUACUGUCUUGGAAUUCAUGAGAUGGAAGCAUAGGUCAAAGCUGUUUGGAGAAAUUGGAACUACAGUUUUAUCUAGCCACAUCUCUGAGAAGUCUUAAGAAAGCAGCAGGUGAAAGUCAUUGUCAAGUGAUUUUGUUCUAUAAGGAAACCUCAUUCAGGAAGGCCAUUUACAUUAGUGAAAUAGCAGAAGUAAUUCAAAGUGGCCGUGUACAGGACUCGUGCGAAUUGGACAAUGACUGAGCUAUACACUUACAUCAGAUUAUUGGGAGCCUGUCUGUUCAUCAUUUCUCAUGUUCAAGGGCAGAAUCUAGAUAGUAUGCUCCAUGGCACUGGUGUGAAAUCAGACUUGGACCAGAAGAAGCCAGAAAAUGGAGUGACUUUAGCACCAGAGGAUACCUUGCCUUUCUUAAAGUGCUAUUGCUCGGGACACUGCCCAGAUGAUGCUAUUAAUAACACAUGCAUAACUAAUGGCCAUUGCUUUGCCAUUAUAGAAGAAGAUGAUCAGGGAGAAACCACAUUAACUUCUGGGUGUAUGAAGUAUGAAGGCUCUGAUUUUCAAUGCAAGGAUUCACCAAAAGCCCAGCUACGCAGGACAAUAGAAUGUUGUCGGACCAAUCUGUGCAACCAGUAUUUGCAGCCUACACUGCCCCCUGUUGUUAUAGGUCCAUUCUUUGAUGGCAGCAUCCGAUGGCUGGUUGUGUUCAUCGCCAUGGCUGUCUGCAUAGUCGCUAUGAUCAUCUCCUCCAGCUGCUUUUGUUAUAAGCAUUAUUGUAAGAGUAUCUCAAGCAGGGGUCGUUACAACCGUGAUUUGGAACAGGAUGAAGCAUUUAUUCCAGUAGGAGAAUCAUUGAAAGACCUGAUUGAUCAGUCCCAAAGCUCUGGGAGUGGAUCUGGAUUGCCUUUAUUGGUUCAGCGAACUAUUGCCAAACAGAUUCAGAUGGUUCGGCAGGUUGGUAAAGGCCGUUAUGGAGAAGUAUGGAUGGGUAAAUGGCGUGGUGAAAAAGUGGCUGUCAAAGUGUUUUUUACCACUGAAGAAGCUAGCUGGUUUAGAGAAACAGAAAUCUACCAGACGGUGUUAAUGCGUCAUGAAAAUAUACUUGGUUUUAUAGCUGCAGACAUUAAAGGCACUGGUUCCUGGACUCAGCUGUAUUUGAUUACUGAUUACCAUGAAAAUGGAUCUCUCUAUGACUUCCUGAAAUGUGCCACACUAGACACCAGAGCCCUACUCAAGUUAGCUUAUUCUGCUGCCUGUGGUCUAUGCCACCUCCACACAGAAAUCUAUGGUACCCAAGGAAAGCCUGCAAUUGCUCAUCGAGACCUGAAGAGCAAAAACAUCCUUAUUAAGAAAAAUGGAAGUUGCUGUAUUGCUGACCUGGGCCUAGCUGUUAAAUUCAACAGUGAUACAAAUGAAGUUGACAUACCCUUGAAUACUAGGGUGGGCACCAAGCGGUACAUGGCUCCAGAAGUGCUGGAUGAAAGCCUGAAUAAAAACCAUUUCCAGCCCUACAUCAUGGCUGACAUCUAUAGCUUUGGUUUGAUCAUCUGGGAAAUGGCUCGUCGCUGUAUUACAGGAGGAAUUGUGGAGGAAUAUCAAUUACCAUAUUACAACAUGGUGCCCAGUGACCCAUCCUAUGAGGACAUGCGUGAGGUGGUGUGUGUGAAACGCUUGCGGCCAAUCGUGUCUAACCGCUGGAACAGCGAUGAAUGUCUUCGAGCAGUUUUGAAGCUAAUGUCAGAAUGCUGGGCUCAUAAUCCAGCCUCCAGACUCACAGCUUUGAGAAUCAAGAAGACGCUUGCAAAAAUGGUUGAAUCCCAGGAUGUAAAGAUUUGACAAUUAAACAAUUUUGAGGGAGAAUUUAGACUGCAAGAACUUCUUCACCCAAGGAAUGGGUGGAAUUAGCAUGGAAUAGGAUGUUGACUUGGUUUCCAGACUCCUUCCUCUACAUCUUCACAGGCUGCUAACAGUAAACCUUACAGUACUCUACAGACUACAAGAUUGGAACUUGGAACUUCAAACAUGUCAUUCUUUAUAUAUGGACAGCUUUGUUUUAAAUGUUUUUUUGUCUGUUUGUUUUUAUGCUUUUUUGGUUUUUAUGAACUGCAUCAAGACUCCAAUCCUGAUAAGAAGUUUCUGGUCAAACUCUGGGUACUCACUAUCCUGUCCAUAAAGUGGUGCUUUCUGUGAAAGCCUUAAGAAAAUGAAUGAGCUCAGCAGAGAUGGAGAAAGGCAUAUUUGCCUUCUACCAGAGAAAACAUCUGUCUGUGUUCUGUCUUUGUAAACAGCCUAUAGAUUAUGAUCUCUUUGGGAUACUGCCUGGUUUAUGAUGGUGCACAAUACCUUUGAUAUGCAUACCAGAAUUCCUCUGCUGCCCUGGGGCUUAGAAGACAAGAAUGUAAAGGUUGCACAGGAGGGUAUUUGUGGCCAGGGGGUUAAAUAUGCAAUAUCUAAUUGACAUUCGCCAGUCUCAUAAAAGCCAUCCACCUUGUAACUGUAGUAACUUCUCCACCGACUUUAUUUUUAGCGUAAUAGUUGUAAAGGCCAAACUUCUAUAAAGUGUCCAUAGACUUGGACUGUUUUCCCCAGUCACCAUUUUGUUCUCCUUUUGGUAAUUAUUUUUGUUAUAAAAUGCCUCCUAUUCAGAAUUGGAGCUCACUGUCUUGAACCAUACUUUGAAAGAAACGCCUCUUCCUGGAGUCUGCCUUACUGCCUCUGAUCACGAUGUGCAUACCUGUGACCAAAUUCUGGAGUCUUUGUUCUCAAUACCUCCUAAAAAGGAAAGUUGUUUCUCGUGUAACAUGCUUUUAUUUUCAGAGCCUGCACAGCUGUCAUUCUAGCCAUGUUUUACCUACACACUCACUUCUAUACAGGACAGCCCAUACGCUCUGUCUCACAUCUGAUCUUUGAUGGGAAGUGUUUUAAAGAAGAACUAUGUAUGAAUUUCAGAAUUCAUGCAUUUUAAAACUUCACUAAGAUAUUGUCUCAUAUCUCUUUUAUGAGAAUAUCAGCUGAUUUUCCAAUUAACUGUAAAUGUAUUUUAGAUAUCCAAAUCUUUUGAAAUUUGGUUUUACAAUUUCUGGUCCCCAAUUGUGAAGACAAGAGGCAGAAGUACCCAGUCACUACCCAUACUUACACUGAACGUUAUUAAAUAAACUGAUGUGUAUUUUAUUAGAGGCCUUGUUACCUCAAAGAACAGUCUGGUUCAAACUUACUAUACCAGUAUCAUACUAUUUAAAUGUUCUAAGCAAUGUGAGCAUCAAGUGGCAGUGGCUCUUUGGAUGAAACAUAAACUAAAGGUGAUUGUAUCAACACAUAGAAUGAAAUUAAAUGAAAUUUAAUGGGAGGCAGGUAGAGCAUAUGUCCAUCUGUCCACCUACGGGCAUGACUAAACUACAGAUCAUAUUCCACAAAUUUGAGAUGUGUCUUGCCUGUUUUGUUUAGUGAGUCUCAUCUAAUGUACCUACAGCCUGAGAAUCCUGAGGUCUGACUUUACCUAAGUUCAGUUAACCUGGAUAUAUUUUUCCUGAAUAAACUACGUCUUUUUUGUCACUUAUCAUCUUAAUGAUAUACCUAAGGAAUCAUUCUUUGGCAUGUUUCAGUUGUGUGUGGCAGCCACUGUAAUGACUGUUCUCUGAGAUAGGCUGUCAGGAGUUCGUUGUAUGGCAGGCAGUCAUGGGAUGUUCUCGAAAUGGCAAACUCUGCUGCUUUUCCUUAUUUGGAAUUCUAAAAUCGAAACUUGCAUUAAAUUUAUUGUGUUCUCUUCUCCCUCUCAGCCUUAAAUUUAAAAUUCAGUAAGUAAAAUAUUUGGCCAGUGAGAUAGUUCAGUAGAUAAAGGCACUUGCUGCCAAGCCCUCAACCUCAGGUCAGACUCUGGGGGACACACUUUGGAGGGAGGAGCCAACUAGCCCAUAGUUGUCCUCUGACUUCCACACACUCCAUGGCUUGCGCCUCUCCCCCCCGACACCAUGCACUCCACAAAAGUAGUUUAAAGGAAAAAAAGAAUAGAACCCGCUGUGUAAUGGAAUAAGUAUUAGGUAGUUACUUAACAACUUGUAAAAAUCUGGAAACUAUGAUUUGGUUCCCCUUUGAAUCUAGAGUUUAAAAAACAGAUGGCUAAAAUCAGCCAUCAUUUAAAUAAUUAAAAAUAAAAGCCCCAAACCCCAAACUGCCUAAAUAAAUACCAAGUAAUCCAGGAAGACGUCACGUGUGGUUUGUAUGACCAGUAGUUCUCUGGUACAGAGCAUGUAAGAUUUGCCCCAGCCUGAUUCUCUGAGGUCUCUGCAGCCCUGAGUACUGUUCUGAGUAUAAAAUCUGAACUGAUUUCUCUAGAAAUAUUGUAACAAGAGAUACAUUAGUCAGCAUGUUAGGUUACCCUUCCAGUGUCUAGAAACUUUACUAAGCACAUAAAGUCACCUUUUGCUGUCAUCAUCUGUUGUCCUGAAAUGUGCCAGUUUUAAUUUAUUCAUUCUAAUGAUAUUCAAUUUGCUUUUCUUUUUAGAUGUUUUUCUUGUUUAGAAUAAAAGGACUAAUUUUUCAAGAACCAUGCAUCUCUGAUUUGACCAAAGGUCAAAUUGGAUAUUGAGUAGUCUAUUCCAGGGCAGAUUUCCUAAGCAAUAUACUUGUCUUUUCAGCUAUGUAUUGUUUUGAAAUGUUUCCAAAUACCUAAGAUAAUUUUAACAGAGGUGUAAGUCACGUGAAAAGAAAGGUGGCGUAGCCCUUGUGGUAAUGACACAAAUUGACUUGCAUCAGAUGUUAAGCAGAGACAGGUCUCCCGCCUCCUGGCUGUGAGGAGUGGAAACUAGGCAAGCAGAACCUGAUUCUCUGGGGCAGUGUAUGAGUCCACAGGGGACAGGAAGGAUCAUCCCAGAAAGAAAGCCUGUGAGUAUGGCUUUUGCAAAAAAAUUAGACACAAUACUGUAAUUUUAGGUUGUACUCUGUUCUUUCCUUCCAGUGGAAUUAUUUAAGCUCUUUAGUGACCUUUGUUUUUCCCACUUAAAAACUAAAAUGUAGCAUAUAUUGUAUAAAAUGAAAAUAUUAAUAGCUUAGGGAAGCUGUACAUAAGGCAUUGACAGGUUUAAAAAAAGCAUUUUUAUUAUUCAGUUGUAAAACACCAAAAAUAUAGAUUCAUCUUUGAUAUGUAACACACUAAAUGUAUUUUGUACAGCAUCUGAUUUGAAAGGUGCCUUAUUAAGUUUACCAUUAAUUGCUUUGUUCUAUAUACAGAUUAUGUCCAAUGUAUCAUUUUUCAGUAAAUAACCUUAUUUUAGUAUACUUCA
Messenger RNA from Mus pahari (shrew mouse), 5567 nucleotides. It is a transcript of the gene Bmpr1a, whose product is annotated as bone morphogenetic protein receptor type 1A. The coding region runs from base 526 to 2124 and encodes 532 amino acids. Gene Ontology annotation, biological process: cellular response to growth factor stimulus; protein phosphorylation; BMP signaling pathway. Gene Ontology annotation, molecular function: SMAD binding; ATP binding; transforming growth factor beta receptor activity, type I. NCBI's taxonomy places the organism in Eukaryota, Metazoa, Chordata, Mammalia, Rodentia, Muridae. The record is from RefSeq and is a predicted model, not a curated record. Gene Ontology annotation, cellular component: signaling receptor complex; plasma membrane. The transcript has 13 exons.